GAGCAGCAGCUGGAAGAGGCAGAUGGUUUCUGAGCGAUGGGUCUCUACCAGCUGAUCGGUGCGUCGGUUCUGCUGACUCUGAUGACUCCAGAGUCGGAGUCACAACUCUCUGAUUGUGGUAAACCAGCACUAAACACCAGGAUCGUUGGAGGAGCGGUGGCUCCUGAAGGGUCGUGGCCCUGGCAGGUCAGUCUACAGAUCUCGUCUCACUUCUGUGGAGGAUCUCUGAUCAACAGCGAAUGGGUGCUGACUGCAGCUCACUGCAUUAUCAGCAACAUAGGUUCGGCAAAACUGGUUCUGGGUCUUCAGAGUCUGACAGGAACCAAUCCAAACAAAGUCACCCGGACAGUAGCACUGGUUAUCCGUCACCCUGGUUUCAGCAUUUCUACUCAGGACAACGACAUCGCCCUGAUAAAGCUCUCCUCAGCCGUAACGUUCAACAGCUACAUCUCGCCGGUCUGCCUGGCGGCGGCGAGCAGCACCUUCUACAGCGGCGUUGACUCCUGGGUCACCGGCUGGGGCAACAUUGGAUCUGGUGUUUCUCUUCCAUCUCCUCAAAACCUCAUGGAGGUGAAGAUACCGGUUGUGGGCAACAGACGGUGUAAAUGUAGCGGCUAUAAAACGACCGACAUCACUGACAACAUGAUCUGUGCGGGAUUACUGGAGGGAGGAAAGGACUCCUGUCAGGGAGACUCAGGAGGUCCGAUGGUCAGCAAACAAAAUGGCCGCUGGAUUCAGUCAGGAAUUGUGAGUUUUGGCGUUGGCUGUGCUCAGCCAAAUUACCCAGGAGUCUAUGCCAGAGUCUCCCAGUAUGAGAGCUGGAUCAAAGCCCAGAUCGCCACCAACCAGCCAGGCUUCAUGACCUACACAUCAACCGGAACCAACAGCGACCUCAGCGUCUCCUGCACUGGCGUGCCACCAAUUGUGUCCCCAACCACCACUACUCCCACUACUACCACUCCCACUACUACUACUACCACCACUACUGCUACCACUACUCCUACCACUACAGCUAAUACUACCACUACAACAAGCACUACAAAGCCAACAACAAAACCACUGACUACUACGGCCUCAGCAGCAAUAAAACUCACAACAACCAACAUCAUCAAACCAACAACAAAAGCUACAAGUACCUCAGCACCGUCUCCUACAACGACCACAACAACCACAUCCACACCCUGGCCUGUAGCCUGUGGCGAAGCCCCGUUAAACUCCGGUUCUCCGGAUGGAAGUUUGUCAUCAGAAGGCGAGUGGCCGUGGAUGGCGAGUUUGCAGAAGGGAGGAAAGCAUGUCUGUGGAGGGACGCUGGUGUCUGAGGACAAGGUUCUGACCAAUGCCAACUGCAUUCCAGAAGAUUCUGAUGCGUCUCAAUACACCGUGGUGUUGGGUCGUCUGAAGCAGAACGGAUCGAACCCUUCUGAACAGCCUGUUGCUGUGGGAAACGUCACUCGGAGCAACCUAACAGGUUCCAACAUCGCAUUGCUUCAGCUGUCAGAUAAACCCAAACUGACCGACUACGUCCGGCCCAUCUGCCUGGACAACGGAAGAACCUUCCCAGAGGGAUCCACCUGCUGGGCUGCUGGCUGGAGCUCUGUGAAUGGAGGAGCUGAUAAAGUUCUUCUGAAGUUCCAGACCGAAGUUUUAAGUUGUGGGAUUGAUUCAGGAAACACCUUCUGUACCGGAGUGUUUACACAGCAACAGGGUUAUUCUGGCGACCCGCUCAUGUGUCAGCAGGAAGGGUCUUGGUUCCAGGUGGUCGUGCUCUCGUCCGCUGAAAUCUCUACCAGAUAUAAGCGCCAGGCUCCCUUCAUGUCCUUCGAGAAACUGGACCGCUUCCAGAACUUUCUGAUUCGCUCUCUGGGGUCGUUUCUGACUCCAGUCAUCAGAAACGGCAUCAACGGCACCAACAGCACCAACAGCACCAACAGCACCACUGCCGCUGCAACUGUCGCCAUGACGACGAGCAGAGCGACCCAGAACCCCUUUGCCUCGGUGCUCUGCCUGCACCUGCUCCUCCUGGCGCCGUGCCUCCACCUCCUCUCAUAGACGUCCACCUCCACCUUUACAUGAUGUGGCGCACAAUCGAAUGUAAGCUGCUGCUCAGGGGGCAACCAGUCUGGUUCUGGUUCUGGAGGAGCUCCAUCAGCCUCUCCAUCCUCAGUAAGACGUUGUUUUUGCUGAGUCAUGUUUGGUUAGUUUGAUGCAGCAGAACCUGCUAGCAGAUGUCAGCCGGACUGAACUACCUCACCGCGCUGCGGCGGACAUUUCCACCUGAAGCUACGACCUUCCUAAUGUUUACAUGAAUGUUUGCACUGAAAUGAUUGUAAGAAGCGAGCUUCAUCUGAUCCAAUCAACGGCUCUCUCAUGCUUUGAUUGCACUUUACUGUAAAACUGUAUUCAGAAAUAAAUUUGUUUUUCUCUAAACUGUGAA
Molecule: messenger RNA, 2434 nt
Organism: Xiphophorus hellerii (green swordtail)
Lineage: Eukaryota; Metazoa; Chordata; Actinopteri; Cyprinodontiformes; Poeciliidae
Product: transmembrane protease serine 9-like
Exons: 11
Coding region: 37-2049 (670 amino acids)
Biological process (GO): proteolysis
Molecular function (GO): serine-type endopeptidase activity
Source: RefSeq, a predicted model, not a curated record